This is a messenger RNA of Aureobasidium melanogenum CBS 110374, 1509 nucleotides long. RefSeq names its product putative cytochrome P450. Gene Ontology annotation, molecular function: heme binding; iron ion binding; monooxygenase activity. The coding region runs from base 1 to 1509 and encodes 502 amino acids. The transcript is spliced from 2 exons. Lineage: Eukaryota; Fungi; Ascomycota; Dothideomycetes; Dothideales; Saccotheciaceae. The record is from RefSeq and is a predicted model, not a curated record.
AUGUCUGUGUUUGAUACAACAGCCGCAAUGCCGUGGCCGAUUAUAUACAUCUUGUUGGACUUGCCGACCGGCAGCGUACCAGAGUUUCAGCACUGGCUCAAGCAUAAAGAUACACAUGGACCUAUCAGCUCUGUCACCGUCCUGGGACAAACUCUGAUCCUGAUCCACGACGCAAAGAUCGCUCACGAGAUCCUUGUUGAACGUGCAAAUAUACACUCUGGCAGACCCAAGCUGAAGUUCGGGUUUGACUUGGUUGGAUGGAAUCGAGUCAUGGCCGGAAAGCAAUGCAACGCAACCUUUAAGCUGCAUCGGAGAUUGCUUCAUCAACAGUUGGGCUCGAAGACGUCAGUGGAGAGGUACAAUGAGGUUCAGGAAACUGCUGUUGGUCGCUUCUUGUGGCGUGUCAGACAAGACAACGGAGCCGCCUUGACCCAACACCUCAAAACCGAAGCUGGUGAAUUGAUCCUCAAAGUGGUCUACGAUUACACUAUCGAGCCUUUCAAAAAGGACCCGCUUGUCGAUCUAGUUGACGAAGCCAUGGAACAGUUCAGCCAGGCAUCCGUGCCAGGCCGAUGGAUGGUGGAUAUCUUUCCCUUUCUGGCAAACUUACCUAGCUGGGUACCUGGAACUGGGUUCCAGAAGACAGCUGCAGCAUGGAGACAGACUCUGGGAGACGUUGCUAAUGUACCCUAUGACUACGCCAAGCAGCAAGGCAAGAACAAGCAAACCAGCCACGCAGACUUCGUCACAAAAUCCAUUGGACAAGCACAGGACGGAAAGACACUUGACGCAACGGACGAGCAGGCUAUCAAGUGGACAGCAGCAUCCAUCUAUCUGGGAGGCGCUGAUACCUCAGUCUCAACCAUGAACGCCUUCUUCCUCGCCAUGAGCAUGUUCCCCGACGUCCAACGCAAAGCUCAAGAAGAGAUUGAUCGCGUCAUUGGGAAUUCUCGUUUACCCACCCAUGCCGAUCGAGAGAAUCUUCCUUAUGUCAACGCCAUUGUCGAAGAAGCUCAACGCUGGCACCCAAUUGCGCCCAUGGGACUCCCUCACGUCACCGACAGAGAAGACAUAAUCAAUGGCUACCGGAUCCCCAAAGACUCCCUGUUGCUUCCUGCGAUUUGGUGGUUUACUCGCGAUCCUGCUGUAUACCAUGACCCUGAGGCUUUCAAACCUGAACGCUUUCUGCCGCCAUACAACGAGCCUCCGGCCACUGCCUUCACCUUUGGCUUUGGACGUAGGAUCUGUCCUGGUCGUGUGUUAGCUGAUGCAUCACUUUUCUUGGUUAUUGCGCAGUCUCUUGCUGUGUUCAGCAUCAACAAAACAGUUGACAAGGAAGGCAAGGUUGUGGAACCGGUACAUGGUUUUAUGAGCGGUACGGUUUCGUACCCGAAGGCUUUUGAAGUCGGUGUUGUGCCGAGAAGUCAGAAGCAUGAGGAGUUGAUUGAUGAGGUUAUUGAGCGGUAUCCUUGGCAGGAGAGUGAUGCUAAAUAUAUCAUUAAGGCUUGA